AUGAUCAUCAUUAAAAAGUCUACACAUAUCAAAUGCUGGAGAGACUGUGGAGAAAAAGAAAUGGGAAGUGAACUGGUACAGCCACUAUGGAUAACAGUAUGGAGGGGCCUCAAAAAACUAAAAAUAGAGUUUCCAUAUGAAUCAGCAAUACCACUCCUGGGCCUAAUAUUGGAAAUAAAAGCAAAAAUAAACAAAUGGGACCUAAUUAAACUUAAAAGCUUCUGCACAACAAAGGAAACUAUUAGCAAGGUGAAAAGACAGCCUUCAGAAUGGGAGAAAAUAAUAGCAAAUGAAGCAACCGACAAACAACUAAUCUCAAAAAUAUACAAGCAACUCCUACAGCUCAACUCCAGAAAAAUAAAUGACCCAAUCAAAAAAUGGGCCAAAGAACUAAAUAGACAUUUCUCCAAAGAAGACAUACAGAUGGCUAACAAACACAUGAAAAGAUGCUCAACAUCACUCAUUAUCAGAGAAAUGCAAAUCAAAACCACUAUGAGGUACCAUUUCACACCAGUCAGAAUGGCUGCGAUCCAAAAGUCUACAAGUAAUAAAUGCUGGAGAGGGUGUGGAGAAAAGGGAACCCUCUUACACUGUUGGUGGGAAUGCAAACUAGUACAGCCACUAUGGAGAACAGUGUGGAGAUUCCUUAAAAAACUGGAAAUAGAACUGCCUUAUGAUCCAGCAAUCCCACUGCUGGGCAUACACACUGAGGAAACCAGAAUUGAAAGAGACACGUGUACCCCAAUGUUCAUCGCAGCACUGUUUAUAAUAGCCAGGACAUGGAAGCAACCUAGAUGUCCAUCAGCAGAUGAAUGGAUAAGAAAGCUGUGGUACAUAUACACAAUGGAGUAUUACUCAGCCAUUAAAAAGAAUACAUUUGAAUCAGUUCUAAUGAGGUGGAUGAAACUGGAGCCUAUUAUACAGAGUGAAGUAAGCCAGAAGGAAAAACACCAAUACAGUAUACUAAUGCAUUAUAGCUUUUUAAGCAAAUCUUAA
This is a messenger RNA of Babesia bigemina, 996 nucleotides long. RefSeq lists its product as hypothetical. The coding region runs from base 1 to 996 and encodes 331 amino acids. The transcript has 2 exons. NCBI's taxonomy places the organism in Eukaryota, Apicomplexa, Aconoidasida, Piroplasmida, Babesiidae. The record is from RefSeq and is a predicted model, not a curated record.